AUGGCCGAUUUACUUGGGGUUCCUUCACAGCAGAUUCAACGAAUGGGUGGUUGGAACACUGAUACUAUGUCAAACUCCUAUCUUGAUUCUCUUCCUCGCCAAUUCAUGCGCGUUAUGACCGGCUUUGAAAGCGAUGCUAGCUAUUACUUGCCUAGGGCUAUAGAGGAGCCAUGUGACAGAUUGAAGCAGUUGGUGUUUCCCUGGGUUGACUAUUGGUAUGAUCGACAUUCAAGCGGGACAGUUCAAGAAACUUCUGGUUCAGCCGACAAGUUUCUGCUUUUGAUUAAAUGCUUCAAGACGACUUUCUUACAAGACGCAGCUGUGAUGAUGGACAUAAUACCUGAACACCCUAUUUGGAGACACGAAAUUUUCAGAAACCCACUCUUUCUAGAAUUUCAAAGAAAAGCAAAAGCUCACGUUGAAGAAAGUGAAGUGCCUCAUUCAUUAAUUAUUGAAAGAUUUGCUCCUGAAGUACAAGAGCAGCUUUCCAACAUCAACCGAAGUAUAGCAAAUACAAUGCGAGAAUUGAAUGAACGUCAAAAGAAGUCGGAUGAAAUCCAGCAGCAAAUGCAAAAAGUGUUUGACAAUAUAGUCACCGGAAAGCAGCUACUGCAACUGUCUUUUAGGAUGGACCAAGAGAACCAAGCAGUAGCGACAACAGGCGCUGUCGCAAAUACCUCUGCCUUGCCAAGAUCAGAAGAUGUAUCGCAAUCAAAACAAUUUUCGGAAGAAGCCCAACAAAGCCCACCACCACCAGAUUACAACAACACCGCAGUUGCAACUAUUUCACUUCCAUACAAUCAAGAGGGUGUACCGUUAUACAAAAUGAAUCGACAAGUGACAACUGUGUGUGAUCUUUGGGACGAGUGGACAAUAGGUCGAGAUGGAUUCUGGUCUGUUCAAGAAUUAGAAGACAAAUGGGGCGCUAAAUGA
Molecule: messenger RNA, 933 nt
Organism: Mucor velutinosus
Lineage: Eukaryota; Fungi; Mucoromycota; Mucoromycetes; Mucorales; Mucoraceae
Exons: 2
Coding region: 1-933 (310 amino acids)
Biological process (GO): positive regulation of ribosomal protein gene transcription by RNA polymerase II
Molecular function (GO): DNA-binding transcription factor activity, RNA polymerase II-specific; RNA polymerase II cis-regulatory region sequence-specific DNA binding
Source: RefSeq, a predicted model, not a curated record